GUCAACUAAUAUUAGCCUCACUUCAUUAAUUACAGCUGCUUUGACUCUCCCCCAUUCCCCUCCAUUCCUCCGUAUGUAUGUCAAUAUAUACAUACAUGUAUUUGCAAAUAAUUGAAUUUGGAGAAAACUAUCAAAAAUAGAAAAACGAAAUCUUGAAUUUCUUGAUCUCCCUUUCUAUCCGGAGGAGCUAUAAACGCCCACCAAACACCCAGCCUCUCCAAGAAACCAGAAGAUUCUCGGACGCCAUUAUCGCCCAUCUCGACCUUCUUGAAGCAGGGAUUAUUGAACCCUUGGGGAACUGAGAUCUAGAGGGAAAUCGAACCUGGGUCUGCCUUGGAAUCCCUAUAUUUUCCAUCACUUUCCUGGGAAAAUCGUUGAAUGUCCCCCACAUGAAGCAGAUGUCGCAUCUCGACGAUAUCCCUUCGACACCGGGCAAGUUCAAGAUGGAUAAAUCUCCGUACUUUCACCGUACCCGGUGGCAAUCGUCCGUCGCGAAGCUCGCAUUCUGGUCACUUGUGUUCACAGGCUUGAUCUUCAUCUUCUUCUACCGAUCUCCGUCGUCGAAUCCCAUUUCUUCCGCUCCCUCUCGGCGCUCGCUCCGCACGUACAGUUGGGGAGGACCCGAUUGGGAGAAACGGGUCAGAUCCUCGGCUCGGGUACGAACCCGGAACGGGAUCUCCGUUCUGGUUACAGGAGCGGCGGGCUUCGUUGGCACCCACGUCUCAGCCGCUCUGAAACGGCGCGGCGACGGCGUCCUAGGGCUCGACAAUUUCAACGACUACUACGAUCCAUCGCUGAAGAGAACUCGGCAAGCGCUUCUCGAGCGAAGCGGAGUGUUCAUUGUGGAAGGAGACAUCAACGACUCAGCUCUUCUGAAGAAGAUCUUCGAGGUCGUUCCGUUCACCCACGUGAUGCAUUUGGCCGCGCAAGCUGGAGUGAGGUACGCCAUGGAAAACCCGAGCUCGUACGUUCAUAGCAACAUCGCUGGUUUCGUGAAUCUGCUUGAAGUAUGUAAAUCCGCUAAUCCUCAGCCAGCGAUAGUGUGGGCGUCGUCUAGCUCUGUGUACGGAUUGAACACCAAAGUCCCAUUCUCGGAAAAGGAUAGAACGGAUCAACCAGCUAGUCUGUAUGCUGCUACUAAGAAAGCUGGAGAAGAGAUUGCGCAUACGUAUAAUCAUAUUUAUGGGCUCUCCCUAACGGGGUUGAGGUUUUUCACGGUGUACGGUCCAUGGGGAAGGCCAGACAUGGCGUAUUUCUUCUUCACAAGGGAUAUUCUGAAAGGAAAAGCGAUUUCAAUAUUCGAGGGGGCAAAUCAUGGAACGGUAGCGAGGGAUUUUACGUACAUAGAUGAUAUAGUGAAGGGGUGUGUGGGAGCAUUAGACACGGCAGAGAAGAGCACGGGAAGUGGAGGGAAGAAGAGGGGGGCGGCUCAGUUAAGGGUUUUCAAUCUGGGAAACACGUCGCCAGUGCCAGUGAGUGAGCUGGUGAGUAUAUUGGAGAGGCAUUUGAAAGUGAAGGCGAAGAGGAACAUAAUGAAGUUGCCAAGGAAUGGGGACGUUCAGUUCACGCAUGCUAAUAUCAGCUUGGCACAGGGAGAGCUCGGGUAUAAGCCCACCACUGAUCUCCACACGGGUCUGAAGAAGUUUGUAAAAUGGUAUCUGGGUUACUACAAUGUCGGAAAAAAGGCUGCUGCUUGACCCUUCCUUCUUAGGCACUGCAAGGGUUUUUUUUUUUGUUUAAAAAUUAUUAUUAUUCCUUGUCAAUUAAGAUUCUUGUGAUUGUUUCUUUUUUUAACACUCACUCUGACAGUGAGUUGAUUCGAUGCUCCAUAAGGACGAGCAUUCGAGAUUAUGUUGUUUAGCUGCUGUGUUAACCCAACGAAAAAGAUUUUAUU
Molecule: messenger RNA, 1894 nt
Organism: Tarenaya hassleriana
Lineage: Eukaryota; Viridiplantae; Streptophyta; Magnoliopsida; Brassicales; Cleomaceae
Product: UDP-glucuronate 4-epimerase 3
Exons: 2
Coding region: 390-1697 (435 amino acids)
Source: RefSeq, a predicted model, not a curated record